Molecule: messenger RNA, 318 nt
Organism: Brugia pahangi
Lineage: Eukaryota; Metazoa; Nematoda; Chromadorea; Rhabditida; Onchocercidae
Source: the annotation of a GenBank genome assembly
AUGCUAGAACACGUAGAUGCAUACACGUUUGUCAAUAUCAGAGUGCUAGAACACGUAGAUGCGUACACGUUUGUCAAUAUCAGAGUGCUAGAACACGUAGAUGCAUACACGUUUGUCAAUAUCAGAGUGCUAGAACACGUAGAUGCAUACACGUUUGUCAAUAUCAGAGUGCUAGAACACGUAGAUGCAUACACGUUUGUCAAUAUCAGAGUGCUAGAACACGUAGAUGCAUACACGUUUGUCAAUAUCAGAGUGCUAGAACACGUAGAUGCGUACACGUUUGUCAAUAUCAGAGUGCUAGAACACGUAGAUGCAUAA